AGGAAAUAACCCUAAACGGAGUGAAUAUUCUCGAAAAUCUGUUGUUGUUUUGAGCAAAACUAUAUAGUUGUACAUGGACAGUAUAUUGCGCAAUUAUUAAUGAAUAUGGAAUCCAUUCUGAAGGUAGUUGUAACGAUAAUUUUAAUUGAUGGAUUUUACGCAGCUUCAAUGUCCGGGAUUGACACUACUUUACAGACUGACCCAACCGGUGACAGGCAUCAUCAUUAUCAUCGAAUAACAUUAAAGCACUUCUCAGAACACGCUUUAUGCAGUAAUACUCCUGGAACGAUAACGUUCCUGAAGGCACUUGAAGACUAUUUUCUAAAUAUAUCAGAUACAAUGCGGGUCAAUUUUAUCCUUGAUCUGUGUUCGAGACGGGGUGACAUGCUGAUUGGCUGGGUAAGGGAAAUAUUCGACAAAGACGGUGACGGUUACAUAUCGCACUUUGAGAGGAUAUUCUACAACAACAGAAGGUUAUAUGGAGAGGGCAUCUGGAUAAAUAACCUGUCAAACGACGUAUAGCAUUAACCACAACAAGAAUAGUGAGGAAAAAAUAGCAAUACCUGAACACUAUCACCAUCAAGAUGACGUUACCCCGAUGUAAACUGUGCAGCAUAUGUCACUGUAACCAGUUGGCAAUUGUGAUACAAACGCUCAAUUCACCAAUUAUAGGACCAUAUCUAAAGAAUUGAUUAUUGCAUAUCGUAUGAUUGUCCAAUGGUUAGACUUAUAAGUCUCAACAAGCAACGUUCUAGAGCAGCAAUAACUUCUAAGUGGACUUGUCAAUUGAUUAAACAGAUUAUCAAGAUAAUAUUGUGUGGUUUGUCGUAGUGUUGACGCCACACGAUGACGCUCUUGCCCAUAUUUUGUGCAAUUCCCAGUAUUACAAACUUAAGACUGAAUGUGUUAGUCCUUAAUAUAAAUUAUCCUUGUCAUGACCACUGAAAAGACUUGGCAAUUGUCUUUUUUUAUUUCAGGGCUUUUCACUGUAUAUUUUAUUAUUUCAUUGACCAAAUCUUACCUGGCUGGUAUGUCAAGACCAGAAUUGGCCUGGA
This is a messenger RNA of Mya arenaria, 1055 nucleotides long. RefSeq lists its product as uncharacterized. The transcript has 4 exons. The coding region runs from base 100 to 522 and encodes 140 amino acids. The record is from RefSeq and is a predicted model, not a curated record. NCBI's taxonomy places the organism in Eukaryota, Metazoa, Mollusca, Bivalvia, Myida, Myidae.